This is a messenger RNA of Thunnus maccoyii (southern bluefin tuna), 5669 nucleotides long. RefSeq names its product EMSY transcriptional repressor, BRCA2 interacting (gene emsy). Gene Ontology annotation, biological process: regulation of DNA-templated transcription. The transcript is spliced from 20 exons. NCBI's taxonomy places the organism in Eukaryota, Metazoa, Chordata, Actinopteri, Scombriformes, Scombridae. Bases 258 to 4091 code for a protein of 1277 amino acids. Gene Ontology annotation, cellular component: nucleoplasm. The record is from RefSeq and is a predicted model, not a curated record.
CCAGUAAAAACCAAAGAAGAAGAAGAACAACUACAUCCAGGCUAACCUCAGCUAGUUAGCCGACAACGUAAACACUAGUACAUCUGUGGGGAGUUUAGGUUAUUUUAGCUGGUUAGCUUAUGUUUUCUUCGCCACCUUUUUACUGGAGAGUAACUACACGAUGCGGUUGCUUAAUUAAAUAUCGUCAGGUCAGCCAUGUUCGUUUGGAUGUCGGAUUUAUUGACGUUACCGAGGCCUUGAAGUUGCCUUGCUAACGGAUGCCCAUGAUUCAGCUGGAGAAACCGGUGCUGACUGGUACCAUGCCGGUGGUAUGGCCCACCAUCCUUGACCUGGGCAGGGAUGAGUGCAAAAGAAUUCUCCGUAAACUGGAGCUGGAGGCUUACGCCGGGGUUAUCAGCGCCCUGCGAGCACAAGGAGACCUGACAAAGGACAAGAAGGAUCUCCUGGGAGAGCUCACUAAAAUCCUCGGCAUAUCAACGGAGCGCCAUCGUGCAGAAGUUCGUAGGGCUGUCAAUGAUGAACGCCUCACCACCAUCGCGUAUCACAUGUCAGGUCCUAACAGCUCGUCAGAAUGGUCGAUUGAAGGACGCCGGCUUGUUCCCUUGAUGCCGAGGCUGGUCCCUCAGACGGCUUUUACUGUGACGGCUAACGCUGUAGCCAGCGCCACAGCCAAUCAGAAUGCCUCCCUUCUGCUGCCGGCUGAAACGGGAAACAAAGAAGUGGUUGUAUGUUAUUCCUACACAAGCACCACCUGCACCUCCACCAGCGCAACAGCGACCAGCGGCACCAUAGGAGCAACGGUGAAAUCACCACGACCGCCAAGCCCUUCGUCCAACGUGGUGGUGCUGCCCAGCGGGAGCACUGUCUACGUGAAAAGCGUGAGCUGUUCCGACGAAGACGAGAAGCCUCGCAAGCGAAGGCGGACCAACUCGUCCAGCUCGUCGCCGGUGAUGCUGAAGGAGGUUUCCAAGGUGUCCCCGCCGGUAUCCAAGAACAUCACUGUGCCGGUGAGCGGCAGCCCCAAGAUGAGCAACAUCAUGCAGAGCAUCGCCAACUCCCUGCCGCCCCACCUGUCCCCCGUCAAGAUCACUUUCACCAAGCCCACCAUCCAGACCACCAAUACAACCACACAAAAGGUGAUCAUCGUGACAACUUCUCCAAGCUCCAACUUUGUACCCAACAUCCUGUCCAAGUCUCACAACCACAACAACGCUGCUUUGUCCAAGCUCGCCUCCACCUCCAUGCUGACCACGCCCACUCAGAAACAGACGGUGGUCUUCCCAGCCAGCUCCAGCCCGUCUUCCAACCCCAACACCGUCGCAGUGACCACAGUCGUCUCCUCUACUCCUUCAGUGGUCAUGUCGACUGUUGCAACAUGUGCAGCUUCAGCUGGAGUGAAGGUAGCUUCAGCCAGGCUUCCUUCACCUAAGACGCUGGUGGGGUCACCCACUCAGAUCCUGGCCCAGUUCCCCAAACAGCAGUCACCUAAACAGCUGCAGCAAAGCUUGCCUAUGGGCUCAAGUGUCAGCCAGACCCAGACCACUACUGCCUCACCUGGCAGCAAGCCCACCAUUCAGAUCAAGCAAGAGUCUGGCGUGAAGAUAAUCACUCAGCAGGUUCAGCCCAGCAAAAUCCUGCCCAAGCCUUCAUCAGUGGCUUUGUCCAGCAGCAGCUCAUCACCCAUCAUGGUUGUCAGUAGCAACGGAGCCAUCAUGACCACCAAACUGGUCACUCAGCCCACAGCUUCCCAGGCCACUUAUACGAGACCCACUGUGAGCCCCAGCAUCGGAGCCAGAAUAUCAGCCUCCAGUGGUGGAGCCACAUAUGUCAAGACCACCAGCGGCAGCAUCAUCACAGUGGUGCCCAAGUCUUUAGCUACUCUGGGUGGGAAGAUCAUCAGCAGCAACAUCGUGUCUGGCACCACAACUAAGAUCACCACCAUCCCCAUGACCUCCAAACCAAAUGUUAUUGUGGUCCAGAAAACCACAGGCAAAGGAGCAACAAUCCAAGGACUGCCUGGCAAGAAUGUGGUCACCACACUUUUAAAUGCUGGGGGUGAAAAGAGCCUGCAGGCUGUUCAGGGCACCAAACCAGCAAUCAUCACCGCUUCCAGACCCAUUACCAAGAUGAUCGUCACCCAGCCCAAAGGCAUGGGCUCUGGAUCCCAGUCCACCGCCACCAAGAUCAUCCCAACCAAGAUCGUCUACGGCCAGCAAGGCAAGACACAGGUUCUCAUCAAACCUAAGCCAGUCUUCCAGGCAGCGGUGGUGAGCGAACAGACCAGGCAGCUGGUCACUGAGACGCUGCAGCAGGUGACCCGCUCAGCAGACAUGGGCCAGGGUCAGACCUCAGGCCAGGACGGGUCCGCAAAGGACGAGUCCGGCAGUUUCACAGAGACUAGCAGCUUAGCCGGUGAGACCUCCCAUGGCAGUGCCCAAGAUCCGCAGCCUGUAGUGCAUGUGGUGACCUCCAGAGAGCAGGAUUGGACCGAGCAGGAAGUAGCUGUGGAAUCCAGCCCCACUAUCAUCUACCAGGAGGUGUCUGGCGGGGAAUCCCAGUCCGCCACCUCCACCAUCAAAGCCCUGCUGGAGUUGCAACAGACAACAGUGAAGGAGAAAGGAGAGUCCAAACCCAGGCAGCACACCAUCGACCUGAGCCAGAUGGCCGUGCCCAUCCAGCUGGCCCAGGAGAAGAAGCCCAGCCCCGAGUCCCCCAGGCCCUCCACCUCAGAGGCUGAACCCAGCACCGAGUACAUCGCAGCAGGUAAAGUCAGCAGAGUGGGAGUGCCGUCGGAGGAUGACGUGGUCAUGUCCUCCAGUCAGCUGCUGGGGAAGCCUUACAAAACCAUUAGCCAGGUCACCGUGGUAACCAAACCAGCUGCUGUGUCCUCUGCAGCCACAGCCUCACACGUCAGCCACAUGCCCUCCGACAGCCACGGUAAGACCGAGACCGUGUUGGAGGUUGGCGAGCUGGAGGGCGACACCUUGGACCCGCAGACAGGCUUGUUUUACCGCUCAAGCCAACCAGCCACAGAUCCAGUAAAGCAAACCCCCCACCCUGCGGGCGCUCAGCCGCCACCCUCGAGCCAGGCAGAGGCGGAGCAGAGCCGACACAGCUCCACCUCAACCCAGCCAACUCCUCCGCCGCCGCCGCCGCCGCAGCUGCAGAGCAAACCUCAGAUCAGCCAGCCUUCCUCUUCCUCCGCUGUUUUCCCCUCCACUCCCCCUCUGACUAAGAAACUCCCUAAACUACGAGAGCAGAGUCAAUCCAAACCCCAGACCUUAACCCAGAGCCCCAAGGACAGACCCCUGACUGUACCAGCCCAGACGGUGGUGAAGCUCUCCACCCCGGGCACACCGACCAAGCCCCUGGUGACACCGCAGCUCCCUAAGCUCCAGCAAGCACCCACAUCCCACCACAGGCCCCUACACACUUCAAUGUCCCACCCUCCUCCACUGCAGGCGCACCACCCCGUCAGCACCGAAAAGACCCCCUCCAGCCAGCAGCCAAUCAUCACACAGAGUGCCACCGUCACCAAGAUCAGCUUCGGCAGCUCCCACCACUCAUCCCCGGUCUUCAGCAGCGGCGAGGCCACCGCCAAACUGAUCCCAGAGUCCAGCUCCGGGCCCUCGGGGGACAAGCCCUCUGUGUCUGACAUCCUGAAGAUCUCCAUGAUGGAGGCGGAGAUCGACCCGAGCACGGAGCCCAUGGUGGUGGAUUCUUCCAGCGACUGCGGCCCUCUGGGGAAAGCCAUGGAGGUCCAGGCCGUCUCAGGCACCCUGGACUCGGGUCAGUUCAUCAGCAGCUCUGCGGCCUCCAUGCAUCAUUCCCACACGAAGCCCCAGCAGUUCAGCUGUAUGCAGGGCCUCACAGCACAGAGGAACAAAGAAGACCUGGAGGUCAUUGAGGUGAUUCCUCAGUACUCUAUCCUGCCGGACUCCAGCCAGUCCAACGUGGUGGUGGAGCCCAGCGGCUUCCUGGAGAUCACCAACUACACCAGCCAGCAGCUGGAGGAGGACAGCCCCAUGGAGCAGGAGGUGGACAGCAGCAACGACGAGGCCACGGCAGCCAGCCCACCCGACCAACCGUAGCCUCUCCACUCUUAGAGGUCGUCUCACUGACGGGAGCGGAGCAGCUGAUGAGCAGCUUUGUGGCUUCAGAUCCAGUGGACAAAGACGUUCUGGCUGUUUUUUAUAGUGUUUUUGUGUAAAAUAUUAGUUUGUUUCCCCCCCUCCACAAGGAAAUCACACAUUUUUAUUGCCAAUGAGGGAGCGCUGGAUGUGAAACGCGGCAGCGAUGUGGAAGAAUUAGUUUUAGUCCAGACCCAGACAUUUGGAAAGCAGCCUCUCCAAACACACUUAAUUGUUACAGAAUGUCAACAUGGAUACUUGCAGGACUUUGCAAGAUAGUUACACGCUCAUGAAAUUGAUUAUUUGGAUUUUUUGAACCCUGCCACUGACCGUCAUUUCAAGAUGUACCGCGCGGGUCAGACCACUGCACCCGCUGUUUUUAGAGGACUGCAUUUAUGUUUACGUUGUUGAGUGUUUCAAAUACCCCACUAGUGACUGUGGUCACGCAGACUUUUGUACAAAGUGACAUCUUCUUUUGAUGACUUGAAGGUUUUAUCAGCAGAGGAAUUGUAUUUUCUUUUGACUGAAACUUUGUAACAGUAAAAUCUCUUUUGGGAUUGAAGUUUAGUUUUCAGAGGAGAAAACAAAGCUGGAGCAGAUUUGAAGUGCUGUGUGGAAUAUAAAGCAGAACCAGAAAAGAGUCCUGGAGGAUGGAUUGAGUCAGACAUAUGUGUUACUGGUCAUUCUAGCUGAUGUAAUGUAAAAAACAACAAUUGCGCAAUGUACUGUUUUUUUAAGAUAUAUAUUCUGGAGUUCAAAAAGUUCCUGUGAGAAAAAAGAAGUAUGCAUUUGCUUUUGCAUAGUGUUUGGACUAUGCAUUUCUUUUAUACCUUUUCAGACUAGAAGACUACUUGAGAGAAAUCAUGUAAUCUGCACAAUAAAUCAGCUGAGUAGAACAUUUCAGUUUAUGCCAUUUUAUUGGUUGCAAAAAAAAAAAAAAAGAGGUCAAAAUGUGGUGUUGCAUUCAUCAGAGAGGGUAAGUGUUUGUGUUGGACUCAAGAAACUGUUUUUUUAUAGUUUCUUUUUUUUUUUUUUUUAAAUGGUCUAAAUCAAACCAGACGAGGAUGAGAUGACUCGUUUGGUCCAGUCAGACCAGAGUUCAUUUUAAUGGAAUCGUUGCGUCAGAAUCAAAGUGGAUCUUGAUGCUUUGACAAAGUAAAUGUGCACAAAUCUUUCGUGUCAAGUCCAACUUUGUUGAGCUUUCACGUGCACGUUCACUCUGUUAAACAAUAGAAAACCAACUUCUAACUCUGCUGAACUCUUGAGGAAACGGCUCCGGAGAGUCAUGUAGUCGACCAACCGUAGCACGCCCGGUUUGAGGGUGCUGAGUUGUAACUUUAGUCACAUUUAACUGAACACAGGAUGAGAAUUUAUCUCUUGAUAUACAAAAAUUUGGACACACUUUCCCGUUCACUUGAAUGAGAAAGUGUGUCCAAACUUCUGACUGCUGUUUACCAACCAUUUCUAAGUGCUUCUGUAUAUCAAAAUGCAUCUUUUCCUGUAAAAAGUCCAAUUAAAUUGUCUUUGUCUACUACAGCA